AUGAGUGCACCACAGUUUUAUCUUGCAGUGUUGAGUUUGCAUUGUUGCUUUGCAACUUUAGCCUUCACUGCACCGCUCCAAGGUAACAGCAUGGAGUUAAAACAAGCUGUAGAGCGCGGCACGAGCCUGAUCAAGAAGAUUCUAAACGACAUCCCUGGAGUUCAUGACUCGUGCGUCACCAUUGAGGACCUAACUCUUGACACCGCCAAAGAGGCGAAGAAUCUGGAGUACAUGGUAACCCUGCUAAAUAUUCCUCGAGCCCCGACACUCAAGGCUCUGUCAGAGGACUUCACACUGGAGAUGAGCUUGAACCGCAUAUCCGACGGGGUGUCGCUCCAUCAGCGCCUUCUCACAGCUGUGAAAAAACGCGUCUCUCCAUCGGACAAGUUAACCAACCUUCUAGCCGACGUCAGGGACCUCUUGGCUCAGGUCCAACAGAUGCAGAAACUAGCCAAAGUCCCCGCUGCCAGUCAGCCGCAAACAGCUACAGACAUCUCAUCGCGUCUCACGGGGGAUUAUGAGGUUCAGGUGGCGACCCAUCUUACUCUAAAACAACUACAGAGCUUUGGACAAGACAUCUUCCGCACUUUACGUCACAUAGUUUUGUCAAAACCGUCAUCCAGCAGCUAA
Molecule: messenger RNA, 630 nt
Organism: Chanos chanos (milkfish)
Lineage: Eukaryota; Metazoa; Chordata; Actinopteri; Gonorynchiformes; Chanidae
Gene: csf3b
Product: colony stimulating factor 3 (granulocyte) b
Exons: 5
Coding region: 1-630 (209 amino acids)
Biological process (GO): positive regulation of myeloid cell differentiation; immune response
Cellular component (GO): extracellular region
Molecular function (GO): cytokine activity
Source: RefSeq, a predicted model, not a curated record